GAAAGAACAACUUACGAAAGCUUCCAUUGGCUUUUCUCCUAAUUAUGACUCCCCAAGUGUUCGUGAGUUUUCGAGGGGAAGAUACGCGAAAAACUUUUGUGAGCCAUCUCCUUAGCUCGUUCAAGACCAGUUGCAUCACAAGUUUCAUAGCCUCUGAGCCUUUAGAGGCCACGGAUCAUGAGGCUAUGGGAAAGUCGCUAGUUUCAGUCCCCGUUAUAACAAAGAGCUACUCGGUUUCGGAAUGGAUGGUGAAGGACCUUAGCAGGAUGAUAGAGUGUGAGAAGAUAGGAACUUUGAGAGUAGUUCCUAUCUUCUUCCAAAUUAGUCCUUUGGAUAUCUUAAGUCACGUAAAAAAAUACGCGAAAGUGCAGGGUGGGAACUUGGAGAUGGUGAGAAAAUGGCUGACUGCUCAGGUGUCUCGUAAACCUAGCUUCCAUUCCAGUGACUGGGAGGACGACUCAGAGCUGGUGGAUAAAGUGACUGAAUUCGUUUCUAAUAUCCUGAAAUCUUCCGGGCCAAGCUAUUAUAGUACUGGUUUAGGUCCGGUUCGGAGUUUGAAGCUAGAGAAUGAGUUCAGAUUAACUCCCACGACCACAUGUGAUAUUGAAACUAACCAGAGAUCAUUCCCGCUCAGCUUUCGUUUUACGCCCUACGACUCCACUUACUUGUCGAUUAUGUACACGAAGCUUCGCCUAGCAAAGUUGCGUGGUUUAGUACAGGCUGUACAGCGUGCAGAGUCAGGUAUAAUUGGUAUCUGUGGAGUUGAAGGUGUUGGGAAGACAACUCUUGCAAGGGCCCUUUACGAGGAGAUCUCACCAAGAUUUCAGCACCAUUAUUCUACCAAUAUUUUCAAAGACGACAAAAUAUCGUUCCUGUGCCCACCCAGUUCACUGCAGGUGCAACCUAUAGAAAGGUAUAAGAAACUUAGCUCCGACAAGGGCAUCAAAGAACUGAUGGGACACCGCAAGGUUCUGCGUGUUGCUGAUGGUGUAGAUGACAUUAAUCAGCUAAGAGGUAUAAUUCAAGAUGCUAGUUGGUUUGGACCAGGAAGUCUAGUCAUUGUGAUCACACAAGACAGGUCUUUGCUUACUCAAUGUGGAGUAGAACACAUCUACGAGGUUGAGUCUCCAAGAUACGAGGAAGCUCUUGCUUUCUUCUCAGAGUUUGCUUUCAAGCAGAGCAGCCCUCUCCCCGGUUUCGAAAGUCUCUCCUUCCAGGCUGUACAUUUGGCGAAUCGUCUUCCUCUGGCCCUCAAAGUGUUGGGGUCGUUUCUACACGAUAAGGGAAAAGAUGAAUGGGUAAGUACAUUGCGUGGACUGGAAGCGUCACGUGAUAACUAUGCUUCGGAGGUUAAUAGGUACCUAAGAGCAGAUAACUAUGCACCAAGGCGUCCGAUCAAAGUGGACAAUCACAUUGGAGUAGAUGAAGCAAACUGUUUCCCGCUAUAUUGCUUGGCUCUAGAAUGAUCGAUCAUUGGUCUUGUUCAAAAAUUAUGUCAUUUCUCCACAUGGAUUUGUUUGAAUUAAGUAAUGUUGUGCGAUUUGUGAUUGAAUAAGACGAACAAGAAAAUAUGUUCGUCACUAAACUCGUUUGUAUGCUUGUCGUUUGAUAAUGUGUGCAUGUGUGUAUUUUUCU
Molecule: messenger RNA, 1635 nt
Organism: Brassica oleracea var. oleracea
Lineage: Eukaryota; Viridiplantae; Streptophyta; Magnoliopsida; Brassicales; Brassicaceae
Product: probable disease resistance protein RPP1
Exons: 2
Coding region: 45-1466 (473 amino acids)
Biological process (GO): defense response; signal transduction
Molecular function (GO): ADP binding
Source: RefSeq, a predicted model, not a curated record